Molecule: messenger RNA, 2409 nt
Organism: Nymphaea colorata (pocket water lily)
Lineage: Eukaryota; Viridiplantae; Streptophyta; Magnoliopsida; Nymphaeales; Nymphaeaceae
Product: ABSCISIC ACID-INSENSITIVE 5-like protein 2
Exons: 3
Coding region: 1167-2177 (336 amino acids)
Biological process (GO): positive regulation of DNA-templated transcription
Cellular component (GO): nucleus
Molecular function (GO): DNA-binding transcription factor activity
Source: RefSeq, a predicted model, not a curated record
AUAAACAGGGACCAGGGUAUUGUUCCGGAGCCGGUAAGCUAUGAAUCUUUCGUAAAAACUGGUUCCCGAGAAUCUGCCAAAAGAACAAAUUUUGCUUCUCGUUCUUGGGAUUCAUGGUGCAAAACUUACUUUCAGCAGAGAGAAACUAUUAUAUUACCGAUGUAUGUCUGCGAUGGAGGUUCAUGGUACGUCUUGCAUCGUCCAACGAUCUCUCUCUCACUCUCAGAGACGGGGAGAGAGAGAGGCAUCUCGUGGGGCGCUCCUAGGAGCAUUCCCCCUUUGCCUUCGCCGCCAAAAGAGGGAGUCCUGAGUGGUUCUCCCUCUUCUCUUGUGCCGUACGUCUUCUCACAGACUCCACCACCCCUCCUCCCCCUCUUCUCCCAUCUGCCCGCAUUUAGCAUUGACUCAGAGAGAACGCCAGUGAGCAAGGAUCCUGCGGUGCUCUUUCUUAUUCUUUCUUUUCCCUUUUCCUUUUCCUAUUAAAAGCGAGAGCAAGAUGGUCGUUUGUGAUAAAACUAAUGAACCAGGUUGACUCUCUCUCUCUCUCUCUUGUUAACUUGUAUAACUCGUUAGAGGAAAGUGUAUAAGGUACCAGCUGUUUUCUGGGGUCCCAAUCAAAGUGGGGUACCUUGUGAGCGUCCAAUCUAAUUUGUUCUUAGUGGGGUUUUUGAGAUGUUGGAGACAAGGCACUGGGUUUCCUUUUCCUCUUUUUCGUGCUUUUCUACGGAUAACUUUUACAGUUUUACUAUUGAUUUUAGAGAAUAACCUUAAAACACAAGUAAAUAUGCCACCUAUUGUUCCUUUUGCUUAGCGAAAAUUCUUCUUCUGAUAAAUAAGUUAUUGCUCCGAGUGUUUUGAGUUCCGGCGAUUUGGAAAAACUUCAUGCUUAUGAAGAUGGCGAAUGUUUAUUGUUGUUCAUACAGUCUAACAAGUGCCCCUGUCAGAUUGUAAGGAGGAAUUCUUCUGAGUUAUAGUGUUUACGUCCUCUGGAGUUUGGAGGUGUGAAAGAUUGUUUGUGUAACUUGGGUGACAAAGGCAUGAUCACUUUCCGGUUGGGACAUCACAUAUUAUAGGGGCAAUUAUUUCAAGGUGCUCUUUUUGCUCUUUUUGAAUCUGAGAUGCUAUACUUGUGGACUUUCGAAGAGAUUGGGAGUAGGAGCCAUUAAAUGGGGUUUCAGGCAAUGGCUUCACCAAAGGAAGGAGGACAAUCACCAUGGGUUCAGGCUUUGGUUCCGCAGGGUUCUCUUUAUAAUCUUACACUAGAUGAGGUGCAGAACCAGCUGGGAGAUCUAGGGAAACCCCUGAGCAGUAUGAAUAUGGACGAGCUACUUAAGAACAUCUGGUCGGCCGAGGCGAAUCAAUCAUUGGCUUUCUCCAUGGAGAAUCACAGUCAGGCGGGCCCGAAAUCGGUUUCCGUCAUAUAUGGCUUGCCCCAACAGGUGAGCUCAAACCUCACCCACGAAUUGAGCAAGAAGACUGUCGAUGAGGUGUGGAGAGACAUUCAGCAGUUGCAGAGGAAUAAUAACAAUGAGAAGCAAGUGCAAGACCAGCAACUUUCUGUGGGGGAGAUGACAUUGGAGGACUUCUUAGUGAAGGCGGGAAUCGUCUCCGAAGCCGGCACUAAAAAUGGAGGUAGUCGGAAGGGCGUGGAGCAUUUGGAGAUUGGUCAUGGUGGUGGCAGUGCUGCUAGUGUGUUGGGAAUCAAUCCAAUUGUUAGUCAGAAUUUUCAGAGACAGAGCCAGUGGCUAAUCACGUCCUCCAGUAGCCAACAGCUGGUUGAGCCAAGAGACCAAAAUUUGAUUGGUGCUUAUAUGCCUAACCACCCAAUCUCUGCGCCAUUGCCCGCCACCGCUGGUCCAGUUAUGGAGAUGAUGUUUACUGACAACGAUCAAAUGGCAGAGGCACAGUCACCAAACCGGAAAAGGUUUGCUUGUGGUGAAGUGAUUGAGAAAACAGUUGAGCGAAAACAGAAGAGGAUGAUUAAAAACAGAGAAUCUGCAGCUAGGUCGCGUGCCAGGAAGCAGGCCUAUACAAAUGAGUUGGAGAACAAGGUUUUGCGUCUGGAGGAGGAGAAUGAGAUGCUUCGACAGCAGAAGAAGUUGCAGAAUAUUCUGUAUGCAGCAAUACAGCCAGAGCCAAAGUACAAGCUCCGCAGGACCAACUCUGCUCCAUUUUGAUUCUCUGUCUAUUGAACUCCAUUUUGGUUCUGUGCCUAUAACAUUUGCAGAUUCAGAUAGCUUCAGUUGUUCAGAACAUGAGAGACUCCAGGAGUUCUGUCCCACGGUCCGUAGUGUGGUAAGCAGGGGCAUCUUUCUAGUGUGGCUUUUCUGCUUCGUCCUAUGUAAAUCUAUUUACGGCAUGCUGUGAAAUGAAUAUCAAUCUGUCAAGAGAAGUUUGGGUUAAAGUUAA